Messenger RNA from Aethina tumida (small hive beetle), 3673 nucleotides. RefSeq names its product dual specificity mitogen-activated protein kinase kinase hemipterous-like. Gene Ontology annotation, molecular function: protein kinase activity; ATP binding. Gene Ontology annotation, biological process: protein phosphorylation. The record is from RefSeq and is a predicted model, not a curated record. The transcript is spliced from 10 exons. Bases 99 to 2264 code for a protein of 721 amino acids. Lineage: Eukaryota; Metazoa; Arthropoda; Insecta; Coleoptera; Nitidulidae.
UUUUCACCAUUUUAGUUAUAUCAGAAAAGCUGAAUUUUUUAAUUUAACAGGUAACACGACUUUCAGGUUAUUAUUUCGUUCAUAAAUGUCCGUAAGAAAUGUCAAGUAAUGAGGAAAAGAUAAACGAGAUGUUGGACCGAGUCCGACAGCAGGGCAACCCUAGAAGUAUGAAUAGCCACAGGAGAGACAUUUCUAACCGCCCCAUUUUAACACUUGGUCAGAACAACAGACCCAAUAACUUAAAUUUCACACCAAAGCAGAAUGAAAAUGCAGAGACUGAGAGAAGACUUAAAGAAAUUAUGAAAAUUAGUGGUAAAAUUAAAAUUGAAGGUACUGAGUAUAUGACCGAUGUUAAAGAGAUGCAAGACAUUGAAGAACUUGGAAAUGGCACAUGUGGCCAUGUAGUUAAAAUGAGACAUUUGCCUAGUGGGAAAAUUAUUGCUGUUAAACAAAUGAGACGUUCUGGUAAUAAGGAGGAGACCAAGAGAAUUAUAAUGGAUAUAGAAGUAGUAUUGAAAUCCCAUGACUGUAAAUAUAUUGUGCAAUGUUUGGGAUGUUUUAUCACUGAUUCAGAAGUGUGGAUAUGUAUGGAACUUAUGGACACUUGUUUUGACAAAUUAUUAAAAAAGUUGAAACAAGCUGUACCUGAAGAAGUCAUAGGAAAAAUUACUGUUGCUGUGGUUGAAGCUUUGUCUUACUUAAAAGAUACACAUGGUGUUAUACAUAGAGACGUGAAACCAUCAAAUAUCCUAUUAGACAUGAAAGGAAAUGUUAAACUGUGUGAUUUUGGUAUAAGUGGUCGUCUUGUUGAUUCGAUGGCUAAAACCAGAAGUGCUGGCUGUGCUGGAUAUAUGGCACCAGAAAGAAUAGAACCUGAUCCAAACAAUCCAGAUUAUGAUGUGAGGGCAGAUGUAUGGUCAUUAGGGAUAACUUUAGUAGAAUUAGCCACUGGUGAUUUUCCAUAUAAAGACUGCAAGACUGAUUUUGAAGUGCUCAGCAAAGUCAUAAGAGAAGAUCCUCCCUUCUUGCCUGAUGACAAAGAUUUUAGUCCUGAUUUUAGGGAUUUUGUUAAGUGCUGUUUGGAGAAGAAGAAAGAGCUUAGGCCAAAGUAUGUUUUAUUGAAGGACCACCCCUUUAUGAAAAAAUCAUUGGCAUCUCAAGUGAAUGUGGGUGAGUGGUAUGCUAGAGCAUCACAACGUGCAAACGCAGAUGCUACAGGCAACGGAGCAGCCCCUAGACCCAAUUUAACAAGCAAUCCAAUUCGCCAAUUCUUCUCGUCACACCAUAAACAGCAACCAAAGCAGCCACCACCGCUGCCCCAUACUCAACAAUCCAAAGUCGUCUCGCCACCCCCAACUCAACAACACAAAAUCAAUUCGCCACCUCACCUCUCAAACGGCACAACAACCCUAAAAACUGAAGAGUCUCGACCGCCUGUUGCUGGUCACAACUCUCGACUAUCUUUGUUCCAACAGCAAAGGGCAGCGUCCGAUUACAACCAGCCGACGCAGAAAACAUUCUCGCCCUAUCAAGCAUAUCAAAAUCACGUAGCUGCGCAAUUGAGAGACAGGCACGAAUCACACAUACCAAUACCCCAACGGAUUGUUAAUUCUGAUAAGUCUUUUGUGACAGCGAACAACAUACCAGUUACGGAGAGCAACAAGUUUCAGUCACCAAUCUUGGGCCGCAGACCGCUGUACAGCAGUGGCGACUCACAGACUAACUCCCCCUAUUUGCAGCGACGGGGAUUUAGUGAGACGCGAUGUCGUUCACCAAGCGCCUCACCAGUUUUGCCUUUGAGAUCCGCCCACAAUGUGGAUUCAAAUCCUCAAUAUAAUCCUGGCAACACUAGUCCCAUCAUUUUGCAAAGGUUCUACCAUCAACAAAAGCAACAGCAAAUGGCGAAAGAGGCAGAGGAAUCCGGUAAAAAACGUUUUGCUUCAUACAUCAAGUUGCAACUAAGUGGUGAUAGGAGUGGUAGAUCAUCGCGGCAUCAGAGCCCUGAACCACCGCCCAGACUGAACAGAAAUAUUAGCGGUGACAGUCAAAGCCCUCUGGCAUUACGUAGGAACCUGUUAGAAGCCCAUACACCAAAUUCACCUAGUCUACCUAGAAGGUAUGUGUCACCAACUCCACCAGUUCCCCCUCCCCGAAGACUGUCCGAGAGCAAUUCAGUACCUGGUUCACCUCAGCAUCUGAGGGCUAGGUUCCAUUAUACGCCGGAACCGCAGAGACGACUUUUUCAAAACAACGAUGUGUCAUAACAUUGGUAUAACAGACCUAGUCUAAGUACUUAGCGAAAAUGUUGCGAUUCGGUAUUUGUCCAUUCGCUCAAAAUAAGCGUUCGUGCGGUUAUCCGAGUUGAUUCCGACAAACGGCUUGCCGCUUCAUAAGCAACAACGCAACGUCACAAAUCUAUCAAUGUUUACGCACAAACUACAUCCUCUUAUUUUGCUCCAGCACCUUUUUUAGACUUUUAUCAAUUAGAAGUUUCGAAUUCAAAACAACACUUGUUCAUAAACGUAAUUGAAAACUAAUGUGCUAUAAUAGAAUGGUAAUACAGAGUAAAUAAAUUAAUUAAUAUUGUAAUUAGUAUUUAAUGUUGAAAGUUGAAGCGACAGGCCGUUAAGUAUCAAAUUAAAAACAUCAACACUUGGGAGAAAAUUUCGAUGGGACAUUUAAAACGAUACCAAUUUAAAAUUGUAUGUAAGAUAAAUUUUUAAUUUGUUUUCAUGUGAAAUUUUUCUACAUGUAAAGGAAAAUUCAUGUAUGGUGCUUUUAGUCCCACCUAAGCUUUCAGUUAAGACAACGUGUUGUAUAUUUGAAAAUUGUAAAUUUUAUAAUUGUCAUAUUUUAUUUACAAAAUUUACACUGCCUUUACUGGAUAUAAAUGUGUCUUGGUAAAAACGUAAGUAAAUCAACAUUCAAACAUUGACAAAUAGAGUAAUUCGUUAUAAUUUUUGUUUGAAAUUUGAUUUGUUACGGGUUGAAUUUUAUUUAUUUCCUUGUAUUCUGCGUCAAGCGAAUUUUAGUCACCAUUAUUGCUAGUCUUGAAUCAAUCAGGAUUUUGGUUGCUGGUCCUGUGUAUUAUUAUUUUAUAGGUAAUUUAUAUGAUUUUAAAAUGGUACAUAGUCACUUUUUAACAGAGAAUAUUGAUAAGUGAAUUUGUAGUUAGAUUUAAUUUCAGUAACAUCAAUAUAAUACCUAAUAAAUUGAUCUAUAAUUCAUAUAUUGCUGUUCCUUGUUACAUUGUAGGCUAUGUACUUUAUUUAUUAAGUUACAAAAAGUGUUAUUGACUGAUAUUUAUUACAUGAAAAAAUAACUGUUUUGUUCCUUGACAAUUUUCGUUCUCUCACAUUUUUAAUUAAUAUUAGAUUUUUUGAGAGGUUAAUAUUCAUAUUAUUUAUGAGUUAUUUUUUCUGCUAUGUUAAUAUUAGUAUUUAAUCUGGUUUAACAUUAGUUUUGAAAAAAUACUAAAAUUUUGUGCUGUAACUAUUUUGUUACUGAAGGCUGUUGAAUCAUUUUAUAAAUCAAUUGCAUAAGUUAUAUAUAUUUAUUAUUCCUGAUUGUUUUAAAAUAUAGAUGCCAUACCUGAGAUAUUAUGUAUAAUUUGAUUGAUAUAUUGAUGUAAAUAUACCUGAUUAUAAUAAUUAAAUAUAUUUUAAGGCAACAA